AUGGCUCAUCAUCAAGUGGGUUUGCUCUACAUUGUGUUUCUCAUCUCUCUCUUUGUGUUAGCUCAUGCGAGGAUACCUGGAGUUUACUCCGGUGGGCCUUGGGAGAGUGCUCAUGCUACUUUCUAUGGCGGCAGUGACGCCUCUGGAACUAUGGGAGGUGCGUGUGGGUACGGGAAUCUGUAUAGCCAAGGAUAUGGAGUGAACACAGCAGCAUUAAGCACGGCGCUAUUCAACAACGGGUUGAGCUGUGGGGCUUGCUUCGAGAUUAAGUGCGCAGAUGAUCCAAGAUGGUGCAACCCAGGCAGCCCAUCCAUCUUUGUAACCGCCACUAAUUUCUGUCCUCCUAACUUUGCUCAAGCCAGUGAUAAUGGUGGUUGGUGUAACCCACCUCGUCCUCAUUUUGACCUGGCUAUGCCUGUGUUCCUUAAGAUCGCACAGUACCGUGCUGGUAUUGUCCCUGUGGCUCAUCGCCGGGUAGCAUGCAGGAAGCAAGGAGGCAUCAGAUUCACAAUCAACGGUUUCCGAUACUUCAAUCUGGUCCUGGUGACCAACGUGGCGGGUGCUGGGGAUAUCGUGAAUGUGUGGAUCAAGGGCUCAAAGACUGGUUGGAUGAGCAUGAGCCGUAACUGGGGACAGAACUGGCAAUCCAAUGCCGUACUUGUGGGCCAGUCGCUUUCUUUCAGGGUUAGAGGUAGCGAUGGCCGCACCUCUACUUCUAAAAACGUGGCAUCACCUAAUUGGCAGUUUGGUCAGACCUUCACGGGCAAGAAUUUCCGCGUCUGA
Molecule: messenger RNA, 783 nt
Organism: Dovyalis caffra
Lineage: Eukaryota; Viridiplantae; Streptophyta; Magnoliopsida; Malpighiales; Salicaceae
Source: the annotation of a GenBank genome assembly